AUGAGUGCUUUAGUAUUAGGUGCUACAGGUUUAUGUGGUGGAUUUUUCCUUAAAUUUGCUAACGCUUCAACAAAAUUAUCAAAAGUUUAUUCAAUUACAAGAUCUAAACCAUCAAUUUCAGUAGAUGAACAAAAAGUAGAUUUAAUUACAAAUAAAGAUAGUGCCAAUUGGGAUCAAUUAAUUCAAAAUUUAGAUAGUGAUAUUCAAUAUUUAUUCACUGCUUUAGCUACAACAAGAGUUGCAGCAGGUGGCACAGAUCAACAAUAUGCAAUUGAUCAUGAUUUAAACAUGAAAUUAGCUAAAGCUGCAAAGCAGAAAGGUUGUAAAACUGUUGUUGUUGUAAGUUCGAUGGGUGCAAAUGCAGAUUCUUAUUUUUUUUAUCCAAAGAUGAAAGGUGAAAUUGAAAAAGAUUUAACUGAAAUGGGUUUUGAAAAAACAAUUAUUUUAAGACCUGGUAUUAUAUUAGGUGAUAGAGGUGAUAAAAUACAUUCCGGGGCAGGUAAUGGACUUGCAACUACUUUAGGUGGAAUGUUUUAUAGAACUAAAUUACAAAGAUGUAUUGGAUAUCCCGUUGAAGCUGAAGAAAUUAGUAAAGUUGGUGUUCAUUUAGCUUUAAAUGAUACUUCAAAUGAAAAAGUCAGAAUUGUUGAAAGUAAAGAAAUCCUUGAAAUUGCAGCUAAGAUUAAAGAUUUAUGA
Molecule: messenger RNA, 696 nt
Organism: Maudiozyma saulgeensis
Lineage: Eukaryota; Fungi; Ascomycota; Saccharomycetes; Saccharomycetales; Saccharomycetaceae
Source: the annotation of a GenBank genome assembly